GGUGUGGAGCGCUUCUGCAGUUUUGCUCAGUCAGAUCCCUGUUACGCAGCUUUGGGAGACAAACUCAACCUGCAGAUGGUGGUUGCUAAUAAACAUAACCUGUCCAUAAGAAAGAGGAUAAACAACAACACACAAGAUGAUCUAGUUUGUAAAGUAAAAUUAUUGAACGCUUGUGAUCUUUAUAAAAACAGACCUGAAGUGAGAAUCAUUAACGGGACUGUGAUAAUAAACACUGUGAAGAGAGAAGAUUCAGGAGAUUACAGAUUACGACUUAAUAAUCCUGAUGGCGCAGACACGUUUAAAGAUCUUCAGGUGAAUGUUGAAGCUCCUGUUGGCUCAGUUAGGGUGUCAAUCAACUGCUCCUCCAAUCAGAUGAGGUCAGUGUCCUGCUCCUCUGAGGGGGAUCAGCUCCUCUACAGCUGGACUCUCAAUGGAGAAACACUGAUGGAUGAAAACAGCAGCAUUCAGCUUGAAGAGGAAACUGAAGGAGAAAUCACCUGCACUGUAAAGAACCACGUCAGUAAAAGACAGAAGACUGUUAGCACCGAAGACUGUUUAGUGACCAGCAGCAGUCUAACAACAUCAAACUGGGUGUCUCACAGCUCUAUGCUGGUCAUUUAUUUGAUGACUCUGUUCGCUCUGUUAGGAGGAUUUCACAUCUACAUCCACACACAAGUCAGGAAAGAAAGAAGAUCAAAACCUGAUGAUGAGGAGAUUUAGAGAAGAACACAGAGCAGAUCCCAUCACAUCUGUAUUAAAAUGACUGCACGAUUUCCAAGAGUUUAUUUUCAUAUAGUUUUCUCGUCUUUGAUUGAUUUCUCAUUGUUUAUAAUACCUAAACCAUUCAAACAUUUCCUCUUUGUGUGUAACUCAGUUUUGAGUUUUGAGUUUUCAGGUUCAAGUCCCAGCUGGGUCAGUUGGCAUUUCUCUGUGGAGUUUGCUUGUUCUCCCUGUGUUGGUGUAGGUUUCCCUCCCGCUAUAGGGGAGUUGAAUAAAUAUGUGUGCCAUAUAAUAUGCCAUAUAUGUGUGUGUGUGUGUGUGUGUGUGUG
Danio rerio (zebrafish) is the source of this 1049-nucleotide messenger RNA. The record is from RefSeq and is a predicted model, not a curated record. NCBI's taxonomy places the organism in Eukaryota, Metazoa, Chordata, Actinopteri, Cypriniformes, Danionidae.